UAACCUAGUUCAACUUAAUCAAGGGGGAAACAAGGUAAGAAAUGUUUGGAUUCAUGACUAUCCAUAAAUUACCUUAAAAGGAAAGAUAUCUAACAAUUUAAAGAGUCCAACCAAAAGAUUUAAGACAAAGAUAAAAAAACAAACAAAAGUCAAACACAUGUUUAGUCUGUAGAAGAAGAAAUCAUUGAUCUUCAUAAAUUCCAAAAUUUGCGAAAUCAAUCAUAUAGAAGAGACAACAAUUAGUUUGGAAUUAAGCAAAAAAAAAAAAAAAAUGGAUCAUAUUUAUCGUCAAUGGCUAAAGAGGUUUUCAUUUAAGAACGCAACAAUAGCUCUGACUAUCGUCAACGUGCUCAUCUUCCUCUACCUCCUUCGCGACCUUUUCACUUCAUCAUCAUCAUCUUCUUCUUCCUCUCACCGAAUCAUUUCAGCUCAGCUUCGGUAUAUCAAGGAAGCCCGAGAGAUUAGGCUUGCCAUGCAACCUUUGGAGCUCAUCAAAAGAGUCAAAGAAAUACAACAGGAGGCAUCUACAGGACAUGAAACAGAUGUAAAGCAGAACACAGAAGCCGUCGAUCUGUCUAAACGGCGUAAAGCUUUCCUCCCCACAAACGAGGAAUCAAGCUUGAAAGCAUUGGAAGAAUGGCGAAAGCGGAAAAUGGAACGAGCAAGACAACGGGACCUUGAGAAAACCGGUGGUGUUUCAUCAUCCAAAACAUCAUAAAGCCACUACUAACUCUCAACUAUCAGAUUUGUAACAUUAUUACCAAAAAAAAGAAAAGAAGAUAUCAGAUUAUCAUGGCGUCUGCUAUAUAAAACUAUGUAAACAUUACAAAGUCUCAGAAAAUAUUCAUAUUACUAUUAUAAA
Brassica napus (rape) is the source of this 862-nucleotide messenger RNA. RefSeq lists its product as uncharacterized. NCBI's taxonomy places the organism in Eukaryota, Viridiplantae, Streptophyta, Magnoliopsida, Brassicales, Brassicaceae. The record is from RefSeq and is a predicted model, not a curated record. The transcript is spliced from 4 exons. The coding region runs from base 272 to 718 and encodes 148 amino acids.